Prunus avium (sweet cherry) is the source of this 1800-nucleotide messenger RNA. RefSeq lists its product as uncharacterized. NCBI's taxonomy places the organism in Eukaryota, Viridiplantae, Streptophyta, Magnoliopsida, Rosales, Rosaceae. The record is from RefSeq and is a predicted model, not a curated record.
AUGAAGAAACCAGUGCCCUUGCAAGUAUGUUCGACUUUCACCAGGCUUCUCAAAGUAUUGGCUCCUCCUGCUCCUGCACUUCCAACUUCAACAACUCGAAGAUUAAUGGCUUCCAACUCCAACGCUGACAUGGCCAUGGCCAAGAACAUCUCCUCCAUCUCCUUCUCUUCCUACGGUGAUCCCUGCCAUGAUCUGUAUUUCCAUGUGACGUCGCCAGACUGGUGCAGCACGGAUUGGCUUUUCCACGUGACACCACCAGAGCCAACCUAUGAAGAAACCAUGCAAAAGCUGCAGAAGAAGCAGGCCUCCAUCAUCUAUCUGAAGCAAUUGCUGCCUGUGGCCUGGUCCCACAAUCCCCUAACCACCCUCAAACUCAUCUUCAAUCUCAAUUCUGCCUCUGUUCAAACCGGAAAACAUUAUCCGGAGGCCUUCUACAUGGCCGCAUUUUGGCUCCACCACAAUCACCCCAAGACGCUAUUAUGCAAUGUUCCCUCCUUUGCCAGCUCUGGCUCGUUAGCUCGUUUGUGGGACCUUGUCGAGAUUCUCUAUGGACUUCUUCUACAACAAGGCCAAGACACUGCAGCGCAGAGGCUCCAACAUGACCGGGGCUAUAAGUUAUUACAUGACCGCGUUAUGGAUCUCUUGGCGGAGCAAUUGAAGUCUGAUAUUGACAAAUUGAAGCAGCACAGGCUAAGGAUGGAAUUGGAAUUGAAACCGCCAUCCGAAGAUGAUGAUAAAGAAGAUUGUACUACUCUUUUUGUUACCGGGGCUGCAGCCUGUUGCACUCCCAACAACAGCGAAGACGACCACACCAGACUCGCCGUUUUGCUGUUUGAAAGCCUUGGGAGUAGACUUUUCCCUCCAGAGUCGGAUCAAUCAGAAGAGUGGGAACUCCUUAGAAAGGAGUUUUUGGAGCCCUUGGACGAGCAUCAUCGACGCAUGUAUUUCUUUCGGAAGCCCUGUGUGGUUAAGAAGUAUUUGGAGGAGGUGAAAGCAGGCGGCAGCAGCAUCAUAAAGCCGAAUGCAUUGCUUCCAAAUGAUAUCAUAAGAUAUGUAAAAGAUAAGGAUGUCGGCGAAGCAGCUGAGCUUCAGUGGAAGGCAAUGGUGGAGGACAUGUACCUAAAGCAAAAGCAGGGGAAGGAGGGUUCGGGCAUUUUUAAAAACUGCUUGGCAGUUUGUAACAUCACCGAUUUCAUGGGCGUACCAAUCAUAGAAUUGGCGGCGAGCUUGGGAAUUUUGGUGUCUGAACUGACUGAAGAGCCGGCAUGGAAACAAAAGGUGAUCAGUCUCGGUCCAUUACCCAAUGAGCUGCCGCUGCUGCAUUCCGUACAAGGCUGUGAUCUCAAGUCCAAGUACGAGUUCAUGAUGAGGACAUGCAUCAGCAAGCACAACCAGGGUGUUGAUUUUCAGAAGGUGUGUGAUUUGAUUCUGGAAGUGGCUGUGAAUGAGAACUUGAAGGCAGAGCAGAUGAUCAAGAAGGUGUUUGUGUUCACAGACCACGUAAGAUUUGGUGGCUGCAGCACAUCCUGGAAGACUCUGUAUGAGGAAACGCGGAGCAAAUUUAAGGAGCAAGGGUAUGGGGAUGAUGCGAUGCCACACAUUUUGCUUUGGCAGAUUUACGACUUAGGGGGGUGGAUGUGCCGUAUAGAAGAACCUCAUCCAGGGGUGACACUGUUGACUGGCAUCUCCGACACAUUGAUUAAGUCCUUCUUGGACAAUGGUGGGGAAAUUGGCCGGCGCCAUCUCAUGGAAGCAGCCAUAGCUGACAAAGAGUAUCAGAACCUCUGUGUGGUCGACUGA